CUUUUCAGAAAAAUCUUCGUCCUCUCGUUCAUUGAUUGCCGUCACUCCCCCUACCGUUGUGCCACCUCCUACGAUAGUUGUUUGGUACUGGUCCAUUGCUUGAAAAUAAUUUUUGCGACGUGCUUGACCUUUUUUAGCUCCUCUGUCUGCACGAGCAAUGAUGACCCCAACUCUACGAAAACCAUCCUUACUGCAUAAAGACGAAGAGAGUUAUCAAGUCGUUCGCCUUUCCUGAUACGAUUUGCUCUUCUGGACUCUGAUUUUGAAGCAUUCUCAUUCUUUUCGUCCGUCAUUGCAGUUGUACCCAUUUGUGUGGCUUCUAUAAGUCUGCUUGCUCCUUCUGUUGAUUCCCUUCUAGAUAUAGCUUUUUCUUUUGAUUCUUUUGAUUCUUUUGAUUCUUUUGAUUCUCCUCUAGUCUUGGCUCCUUCUUUUGAUUCUCUUUUGGAUCUGAUUACUUCCCUGGAACCUCUUCUGGAUCUGGUUACUUCUUUCGAUUCUCUUCUGGAUCUGGUUACUUCUUUGGAUUCUCCUCUCGAUUUUGGUUCCUCCGUUUUCGUUUUCUCUUUCGAUCUACGGCCAGCUUCCUUGGAUUCCUCUUUCUCCCUAGAACUCGUCCUAGGUGGCAUCUCUUCUGCAAAAAAAAACCGUUUCAACCAAUACCCCUAUGGACUCAGUAUACAGCUUGCUAACAGCCUAAACAGCUGCCGAAACUUUCGGGUAAUGCCUUUUAUACACACUGACUGA
Haemonchus placei is the source of this 744-nucleotide messenger RNA. Lineage: Eukaryota; Metazoa; Nematoda; Chromadorea; Rhabditida; Trichostrongylidae. The record is from the annotation of a GenBank genome assembly.